Molecule: messenger RNA, 1470 nt
Organism: Pantherophis guttatus
Lineage: Eukaryota; Metazoa; Chordata; Lepidosauria; Squamata; Colubridae
Product: chemerin-like receptor 1
Biological process (GO): positive regulation of cytosolic calcium ion concentration; inflammatory response; phospholipase C-activating G protein-coupled receptor signaling pathway
Cellular component (GO): plasma membrane
Molecular function (GO): G protein-coupled receptor activity; complement receptor activity
Source: RefSeq, a predicted model, not a curated record
UUCCCCUAAAGUCACACUUAUGGAAAGAAGAAGGAAAAUCUUCAAGCCACCCUGAAUCACCGCUGGGAAGAUCCCUCUCUUCCAAACAAACAGACAAAAUGCGACACAGUGGAGGUAGCGAUCCAGAAUUUGAUCCAGGAGAGGCAUCGGCUGGAAGAGGAGAAAAGAGGGGAUUCUCUCUUCCGAAUGGAAAACAUCUCCCUCUCGCCUUUCCUGACCCCUUCCACUCCGGGGCCCGAGAAGAUCACCCCUUCAGCCCCGGAUCCCUCCCAGGGCAUCGAAAGGAUCCUGUAUCUUCUCUCCAUCGCGGUCUACGGGGUGGCCUGUCUCCUCGGGGUGACCGGGAACGGCCUGGUCAUCUGGAUCGCCGGCUUCAAGAUGGAGAAGACGGUGAACGUGGUGUGGUUCCUCAACCUGGCGCUGGCCGACUUCGUCUUCACCUUCUUCCUGCCCCUGAGCAUCACCUACACGGCGCUGGGUUUCCACUGGCCCUUCGGACGUUUCCUCUGCAAACUCAACAGCAGCCUGGCCUUCCUCAACAUGUUUGCCAGCGUCUUCCUCUUGACUGUCAUCAGCCUGGACCGCUGCCUCUUGGUGGUCCUGCCGGUGUGGUCCAGGAAUCACCGGACACCCCGGCUGGCCUGGGCCAUCGCGCUGGUGACCUGGGGGGCCGCCUUGCUCAUCAGCUCCCCGUAUUUCCUCUUCCGAGACACGGCCCUGAGCGCGAGGAACGUCACCAGCUGCUACAACAACUUUGCCCUCUCCAGCAACUACACCAGCGAGGAAAGCCGGAGCCUGUGGAAGAAAAGGCACAGAGCCAUGAUCCUGGCCAGGUUCGUCUUUGGCUUCCUCCUGCCCUUCACGGUGAUCGCCGUCUGUCACGGCGUAGUGGCUUUCCAGGUGCAGCGCAGGCGCCUGGCCAAGUCGCCCAAGCCAUUGCGGAUCAUCGCGGCCGUGACGGCCUCCUUCUUCCUCUGCUACUCGCCCUACCACGUCCUCUCCCUGCUGGAGAUGUCCAAGACGUCCGGCAGCCCAAUGGUCAAGAGGGUGCUGCACCUGGGGGUCCCGCUGGCGUCCAGCCUGGCCUUCUUCAACAGCUGCCUCAACCCGCUUCUCUACGUCUUCGUGGGGCAGAAGAGCUUCCGGCGGUCCAUGCGGGGGGCUUUUGAGGGGGCCUUCGGGGAGGAUGCCCUCCUGUCCUUGUCCAGCAAGAGGAAGUCCCGGGCCGCCUCCCAAACGGAGAUCCGGAUGGCUUAGCUAGGAAAGCAAGUUUAAGAGAUGAUGUGGAUGAAGAAGGAAGGGCCCACUUUGGUUUCUGUUGUACUUUGGGGUCUGGCAAUGGCCAACUGGACCCAGCUGUUCUUGGGGGGGGGUGUCAAAGAUUUGAACUGACCAAGAGGCCGGCUCCUGUCCAGGGGGCCCUUCCUGCCCUCUGCCCAUGCCCAGAAAACAUUUCUUUGUGCACAUGCU